Desarmillaria tabescens is the source of this 1266-nucleotide messenger RNA. RefSeq lists its product as uncharacterized. The record is from RefSeq and is a predicted model, not a curated record. Bases 1 to 870 code for a protein of 289 amino acids. NCBI's taxonomy places the organism in Eukaryota, Fungi, Basidiomycota, Agaricomycetes, Agaricales, Physalacriaceae. The transcript has 19 exons.
AUGCGCAGUCUAUUCGGGAUAUUAAAUCUCCAGUCCAUCUGGUAUUUCAAGCAAUACCCAAAUGACUGGUGGAUCUGUCGACUCGUUGUGGCAGUCAUUUGGGUCCUGGAUACCCUAGAUGUCGUGGUUAGCACUCACGCGUUAUAUUUCCUUCUCGUCGAGACUCGGAUUGUGGGCAAGUUCCUAGCUUUGAAUCAACUUGAUGUCAUUUGGAGCUGCAAGUUGCAUAUUCUUCUUGGAACCUUGGUCAAAAUAGUGGUCCAAGCUAUAUAUGCUGUACGACUGUGGAAAGUCCGACAACUCUUUCACCUCAGUCAAGUUGUACCCUGGUUUCUUGCCUUCAUCAUGGCUUGUAAUGUCGGCACCGGAACAUAUCUAGUUUACGGAGUCUACGGUGUUUCCAACUUCUCCGAUAUUUCUACUAUCAAAAGUGAAAUCAUCGCAGUGUUCUCGACAAUCACAGGAGUUACUUUCAUUAUAUCCAUUGCUAUGUGUUAUUAUCUGAACAGAAGCCGGGCCAGUUCUACGUUUCCCAGUACUAUUGCGAUGUUGGUUGCACUGAUGCGGCUGAUCCUGAUAUCUGGGUUGGUUACGAGCAUGUGCUCUACAGCCACUCUUAUAACAUUUCUCAUGUGGCCAAAUGCACUCGUAUUCGUUGCGAUCGAUCUCAUGCAACCCAGACUGUUUAUCAACUCUUUGUUAGCGAUGCUCAAUGCACGAAAGGAGCUCCGGAACAUUCAGUCUUCCGAGAUCCUCGAACCGAAAGGUGAAUCUCAGCUGAGAUUUACAUCUGAAUGCGAGUGCAGUAGAGGAACGGAGAUGCCCAUCGUUAUAUCCAUGAGGGUCGAGUCGGAAUCGGUUGAAUCGUAAAAUUUGAGUCCUAGCGCCUUAGUUUUGCAAUAAAUUAUCAGUGACCUGAAAGCUGUUAUACGCAACAACAAUGUUCUACAAUGAGCCGAUGUAUCGGAGUAGGAUGAUAUUGAAAACUUGCUCCUUUCUUCGCCAUCCACUUGCUGCAGUCCCAAACCCGAGCCAAGCUGGUUCUUGAGAAGCCUUGGAUUCCAUACGGAUGAUUUUCCCCCCUUAGUAUCUCGCUCCAAGCCUGCGGUUAUCUGACUAGCCCACAAAACUGUUUGCAGAGUCUUUAUGAGUGCUCCACAUCUCUUGGCUAUCUGACCCAUAGCAUCAACAUUGCUUUCGACAAGAAAGUGGAUGUGAACUAAACGAGGUGCUUUUUCAGGGUUCAAUAUCGCGAUGAACUAAUAA